GAUAAAGAAUUAUUUACGCUUUGUUAAUCAUUUGUUACGUAACAUCAAGCAGUCGGGAUGAAUUCAAUUGCUUUAUUUUUGUCAGUGGUAGCUUGUGAUUGUGUGAAGAGUUUAGUUUUAGAACAACAAACGGAUCCUGAUGUUCUGCAGUUGCUUGUUAAACUGGAAGCAAAAGUUUCAACGCUAGAGGACAAGAUAAGAGUAUUGGAGGAAUCAGGGCUUGCAACUAAAAAAGAACCGAAUCCGGCAUUUAUGGUAACACUGACGCACAGGGUUGAAACUUGCGCCACCGAUCAACCACUGAUUUUUGACAAUGUACGGCUCAACAUAGGAUCUGGCUACGACAAAAGACAUGGACUGUUUAGAGCACCAAGGAAUGGAACUUAUCAAUUCAGUGCAACCUUAACUGCUACACCGAAUACCCAGUACCAUGUCGCAUUUGUUAAAAACAUGGCAUCAAAUCACGUGGGCUAUCUGUAUGCGGACAAUAUCAGUCUAUGGUUAGAAAGAAGUACGUCGCUAGUAAUGCAUCUAGAUGCGGAGUUUGAUUUUGGUUGUCAU
Messenger RNA from Mercenaria mercenaria, 561 nucleotides. RefSeq names its product heavy metal-binding protein HIP-like. The annotation marks the transcript as partial. The record is from RefSeq and is a predicted model, not a curated record. The transcript has 2 exons. Lineage: Eukaryota; Metazoa; Mollusca; Bivalvia; Venerida; Veneridae. Gene Ontology annotation, molecular function: protein binding.